GCGGAAGAGUAUCUGCUUGUCCAUAAUGUUGGAGCACAGCAUGAUACUAAAGACUGCGGGCUGAAAAGGAAUUAAGACGUUCCGGUAACAACAGAGACUCACAUCGGUGAAAGCCUCGCUGUGCACACCAACAGUAAUUUGCACCUUGCGCCUACCCUUCGUUUGGAGCCCAGUGCAACAUUCUCCAUUGCCAACAGCAUCAAAGGGACCCAUUUCAUAUUUGGACCAGUGCCUGGUGCUGCUGCAGUGACAGCUCUCCGAUUGGGUCAGAUUGAGACUCAGACGCAGAUUGCUCUCCAGCAGCUUGCUACACUAGUGACCAUAACUAUUGGACACCAGUGGCACAACAACAACGGAUUUGCAGUGGCAUUACCGCCUCACCUGGGCCUCCUGAGUCUUUUCAAUAGACAGCAGGUUUCAUCUGUUGGGCUUCACGUGGACACAAACGGAAAAGCUUCCAGAAACACAAGUCUCUGUUGCCAUGUACCACCACCACUCCCAGCAACAAGGACCACCGCCUUUCUCUAAUGGGCCUAGGCCACCUCAUCAGCAACCUCCAAAUCAGCAUCAGAAUCGUCCUCCCUCUAAUAUGCUGUCGCAGGUGAUGGGUUUCCAGUUUCCUCGUCCUACCCAGCUUCCUGAUGAAAUAGAGUCUGCCCUGUCUAUCCGGGGUGCUAGAGACAUGGAUCACCGCCUCAUUGACCACAUGAACCGACCGAACCAACACCAGAAUCAAGGCUCUGGUUCUGGGAUCAGUCAACAUGGAAGCUACUGCUCUAACCCAAUAACACUCACCUCUGAUAAUCAGCCUGGCCACCAGCAAGGAGUAGACUGGUCAAGCUAUCAACCUCCAUCUAAGCUGUUUGCCAGUCCUCCACCUAAUGCUAGCCACCAGUCCCAACGACAACAGGGGCCGCAACAGCAGCCACAGAGCACCCAUGCUGGAACAAGCAUCCCAAGCUGGACAGCCCCUGUAUGUGAGUCAACAGCACCCCAAGCACGGCACCCCCAUGCUGGCGGAAGUGGCGGAAGUGCGGAUGGCCAGGCUUUGUACACACCCGAGAGUGCAGGAAGCAUCUUGGCUAGCUUUGGACUUUCAAAUGAGGAUCUAGAAGUGCUGAGUCACUACCCUGAUGAUCAGCUAACUCCAGACACUUUACCAUUUAUACUCCGUGACAUCCAGAUCAAUAAGUCAGGCAACCAGAAAACGGUGACCUCCACUUCCUCCUCCUCGUUCUCACGCAGCAUCCAUGAUAUGCCGCUGCCUCUUUCCCGCGCUUCACCGUUGACACGUUCACGUACACCAGAAGUACCCAGCCUUCUUACUGUUACACAGACUGCAGGUAAAGUCAUUGACUAUGGUCAUGCAAGUCGGGCAAAGGACGAGACUAGGACCAGAGAGACUUUCAAAAGAGAGCGGCUCUCCAAUGAAAGGACAGUAAAAAUGUACCCAUCCUCGUCCUCCUCAUCAAAUCCAAAGUUGGAUAAAGCUGAAAGGCGGCAGGUUAAUUUGGAACGCAGUGAUUCAAGCAAGCACGGAGACCGGGACUAUCGCAGGACGAGUAGCAACCAUCGCAAGAGCAGUGGGUCACCUGGGAGAGAAUUUCCACCAUCGUCCAAAUCUCGUAAUCUGGACCGGGACUACAGGCGUGACGGACCCAAACCUAGGCCGCCAUCUGAAGCCAAGAGCGAAGCUUCCUUGAGACGGUCUCUCUCCUCUUCGUCUGGCUCAAGACCACACAGCAGCAGCAAGAAGUUACCGACCCCCACCAUGAUAAGUGAUUUCUCAGCUGUGUCUCCAAAGGUGUAUCCCCAUACCUGCUCCCUGUGCCACACACAGUGUGAUCAGGAAAAGGACUGGGUUGAACAUAUUAACACCGUCAACCACACUGCUGCCUGCAGAGACUUGCGCAACAAGUACCCUGGCUGGAAACCAAAUCUACCAAGUCGGAGCGGACGAUAUGGCAGCCGGGCUCUGUUGGAUCCCAAGACUCACUCUCCAUCCCACUCUGUGUGUCAAUCCCUCUCUGGUUCUCCUACCCCGAGUCCUCCUCGCAGCAAACAUAGAGUGGGCCCCCAUCUCAAUAGGCUGCACACGGGGCCCUACUCUCCUCACAAUCAACCUCACCACCAACAUUACACAGGAGGUUCUUUUCGAAGUGGUGUGACGCGUCCUCACGAUGUAAACAAGUUCUCCACUGGAGCCAGCCGACAUCCAUCCUCGUCUAAGGGAGUUCAUAGCUCCAAACAUGGACCACUACAGUCAUUCACCAAAACUAUCAAGAGUGGGACCAAGCCUGGAACCAAGACGACGAGGACGUCUGCCAAGCUCCCACCACCCAAGAAGAAGAGGAAAAUAGUGCCUCCGGCCUCCCAGGACUCGUCUGUUGCAGCUCGUCUGGUUUAUCUGACGGGCAUCCCUAAGGAUGCGUCUGAGCAGGAAGUUACCGACAUGGUGGGGUCCUUUGGCAAGAUCAACAACGUGAUCCUAAUGCCAUGCUCGGAGGAAGAGAGCCAGAAGGGGGAAGGACAAAAGGCGUCGGUAUGCAUGGUGAAGGCUGAAUGCGCCCAGGCUCUGGCCAGCUCCACACAUCUCUCCAUCAGAGGCCAACAAAUCAUUGCUUCAAUCGCCAAGAAACCUGAAGCAGGGCAGUCUUCUGACGCUAACAACAGCAAGCCUGCUCCAGCACAGGACAAAGAUGCUGCUGGGGAGGAUUCUGCCCCCUGUCUCUCCCUCCUCCAACUCCCCACCACAGGAGGCGAGGCUGACCAGAAGACUUCUGAUGAGAAGGGCAUGGUGUUGGUCACAGGACUUCCGGAGAGCGGCUGGUCAGAGAGUGACCUCAUCAAGCUGGUCCAGCCCUUCGGAACUCCCUCUGACAUCAUCACGGCAACACAAAUUGGAAAGGUACUUGUGUCAAUGCCAGACAUGGAGAUUGCUCAAGACAUUGUGAAAGUCCACGACUUCAUCCCUGCAAAGAUCCAAGACUCAGAGCUGAAGAUGAUUCAUCUCAAACAGCGUAUUGGUCUCAGCACACCGGUGGCUCUCUACAAUCUUCUAAUGGGAUCAGUGGACACAUUAGAGAGUUCUGUUCUCGUCGGCUGGAGCUGUCUAUUAGUGAUCAGUAAUGUUCCCAACACACCAUCCGGCUCCUCUGAGGUGCAGAAAUUAGUGCGACGCUUUGGUACUGUCAUCAAGACCCUUGUGCUUAACAAUACGGUCAUCUGUGAAAUGGCUACUGCAGCUAUGGCCUUGUCUGUGUACAAACGUUUCCAGAUGUUUCCGUGCAUCAUCCAGAACAACCCGCUGUUCUUCUCCCGCAAGCCAGACCCCAAAGCCAAUACACAGACCAAAGUCAUUACCGCAUUCCUUGAUUCCUCUGAGGAUACACCUGCGACUAACAAAGGCAGCCAAGCAGCAGCUGGAGACAAAGAGGAGACGGCACCUCAAGAGAGUUCUGAAUCUCUAUUGGAGGGGACUGAAACAGACGAGAAGACGAAGAUCACCGACAUGACAGUUGGUGAAGACGAAGCUUUGGGAGAAAACAGGAGCCAAGAAGACGACGACGACGUCAUCAAAAAGGACGAGGUUGCUGUUUCUGACUCUAUGGCUGCACCAGGCGCUGAACCAGAAGCAGACAUGGAGACGCACAUGAGGGAAGGAUCAGCUGUUGAAACUGUCAUGGAGAUGGCAGAAGAGACCAAAGAUGUGUAUGCAUCCACGGCAGCCAAUGACAAGACUCCUGCUGGUGAAGAAACAAAGACGUCUAGCUCUGAUGGCGACGCAGCUUCCCAGGAGGCGGCCAUGCCAGAGCUCCCUAAGAUGACACAGGAGAUGGUUAACGCACUGCUUGUGGAGUGCCGAACAAGAACCGUCGGCCAUCCCAACAUCACCGCGGCUCCCACCAACGGAGAACAGGGGGGAAUACAAAUGGAGACAGAGCAGGGUGACAUGGCAACAAAGGAGACAAAAGAGCCAGCCAAGAGUCACACUGAGGAGGAGGAGGUGAAGAAGCAGGAGAGGGAGCAAAAAGAGAAGGAGGCGAGAAAAGAGAAGGUGGCGAGGAAGGAGAAGGAGAGAAGGGACUGGGAGAAGGAGGAGAGGACCAAGCGGGAGAGGGAGCGGAGUGAGAGAGCCAGGAGGGAGAGGGAGAGGAGGGACAGAGAGAGGCGGGAAAGGAAGAGAGCAUACAGUGAAGAUUUGCCAGGGUCAAGGUCGUCCUCCAGGUCAGAGGGAUACAAGCAGAGCUCCUGGAAGGAUGAACCGUGUCACAACUCUGAAGCGGAGACCGAAAUGGUGGAGGAGGAGUUUGAUGACUUCCCAUUCAACUUGAGUGACUUUGUGACAGUUGAUGAAGUUGGAGAUGUGAAUGAACUUCCUUCCUCUCCUCCCUCCUCUGUUCCCAUGGAAACCACAGAGGAAGGAGAGGAUGCUCCCACAUCUAUCCAGCAGGAAACUCCAGGGGACACGUCCACGAACGUGCCAGUCGCCCCAGCGACCCCGGUAGAGUGUGAUGAGUACGCAUCAGAGUCCGAACCUGUGACUGUGCCCACAGCUGAGACUACAUAUGUUUUAGAGUCUUCAACUUUAACAGUCAUCGCUGCAGCUUCCCCAGAGACUUCGCAUGCUGACUCUUCGCCGAGCCACAUGCAUGUGCCAACAGGCCGACCAGAGGCUCCCAAGACUGAGAUCACACCUGAGACCGCCACUCUGGACUCCACCACUGAGGUUAAACUGCUUCCUGCACCUGCAGCUUCAGCUGCCCCAACUGGCUCCUCCUCAAACAGCCCAGGAACAGGAGUAGGGACUUCAGAGGGGGAGAAAGAGGAGAAUGAGAAGAAUGCACCAAAUCACAGUCAGGCUAAGAAAGAGGAGAUCGUGUUGAACAAAACGGAGAAGUGGGAUGAAAAGGACAAAGAGAAGGAAGCUCCUUCUGUGGAAACGGGAAUGCACGAGAGGUCUGAAGAUCAAGCAAACAGCGAAGAGGAGAGUUUGAGGAAGAAGUUAAUGAUAAACACUCUCACAGAAUACUCCCUUCCUCCUUUUAACCCCAGCUGCCCAGUUGGUAUGGAGUACUUGGUCCCAAAGACGGGUUUCUUCUGUAAAGUGUGUAAUCGGUUCUUCAGUGGAGCCAAAGAGGCAGAGAUAAACCACUGCAAGACCCUCAAACACUAUGAGAACCUACAGAAAUACUUGAAGACAACUGACCCAGAAAAUGUGUUGGUCAAACCCGACUCCACCUGAAUGCGGCUCUGAAAGUCUUGACUGAAUUCACCAUUCCCCUCCUGUUGUAUUGUCUCCUCGUUUCUCACUAAGGGUCCAGAUUCUCAUAUUGAUGCAGAUUAGAAUAUGUACUAUAAAUCUUCUCUUUCUUUUUUUUUUUUUUUUAAGAGAGAUGAGUAGAAACUGGAAACAGUGGAAGGUGGCUGACUGUAAGGACAAUAAACAGUUUGACUAAAUGGUCUGUUUGUGGUGUACGCUGAGAGCUCUGAUGGUAAAACAACAUGAAGAGAGGCUUUAAAGCAGGUCUGACCACACAGAGUAGGGCUGCAACGGAUCAUGAAACGGCUCGGAUCAGCACAAUAGAAGUAAGGGUGCACAUAAUUUUUAGAGAUUCAGUUUUCUUUUCCAAUUCAGUUUAUUUUGUAUAGCCCAGAAUUACAAAUUAUCCUCAGAGGGCUUAACAAUCUGUACACAUACGACAUGUGAAGUGAAAGGUCGAACAAAUGAUUUUACAUGAUCAAUUAAUGGGCAAAAUGGGGUUGGAACAGGAAAGUUGAUUCCUAUGUCUAACAUGCAGAUAAUAUUUGAUAUAUUUGACACAUAAUCAAGGUUGUUAAAGUAAAUAUUCUCAUUGGAAUGCUCUUGAAACAACGGUUAUAUGUAAUCUAGACAUCUAAUAAACUGACUUUACAACCAAAUUU
Messenger RNA from Cyclopterus lumpus (lumpfish), 5925 nucleotides. Its product is annotated as zinc finger protein 638-like. NCBI's taxonomy places the organism in Eukaryota, Metazoa, Chordata, Actinopteri, Perciformes, Cyclopteridae. Gene Ontology annotation, molecular function: zinc ion binding; RNA binding. The coding region runs from base 482 to 5245 and encodes 1587 amino acids. The transcript has 24 exons. The record is from RefSeq and is a predicted model, not a curated record. Gene Ontology annotation, cellular component: nucleus.